Molecule: messenger RNA, 123 nt
Organism: Plenodomus lingam JN3
Lineage: Eukaryota; Fungi; Ascomycota; Dothideomycetes; Pleosporales; Leptosphaeriaceae
Source: RefSeq, a predicted model, not a curated record
AUGAAUCGCCGGCAGGUUGUGUACCGGAUGAUCGUUAAAGAUUGCAAGGCCUUUCUAGGCUUAAUCGCCUGCUUUUUUUCUACCAACGCUUUGCAGCAGUUUCAUUUUCACCCAAUUGAGUAA